This is a messenger RNA of Acaromyces ingoldii, 639 nucleotides long. RefSeq lists its product as hypothetical. Lineage: Eukaryota; Fungi; Basidiomycota; Exobasidiomycetes; Exobasidiales; Cryptobasidiaceae. The transcript is spliced from 4 exons. The coding region runs from base 1 to 639 and encodes 212 amino acids. The record is from RefSeq and is a predicted model, not a curated record.
AUGACCCAGAAACUGCUUAUCGACAAGUUCCUCGCCACCUUUGACCCACCUGCGACACUCGAGCCUGUCCUUCAGCUGGCCAUCAAGUACGACGCGAAGCAUAAGGAAGUGAGCAAGCGAGGCGACGGUCCACCGGACAACAAUCGUCGUCCGGAGCAACGUCCAACAAGGGUCUACCCUGGGGAUCGACCUCACUAUUACCUAUGCGGGGUGCGGCCUGCGCCCAGGCCUGCAAAUUAUGCCACGGUGGCCAGGGCGUCCUCGGCGCCCCUGCCGCCUGAAGGCCAAGCCGGCCGAAGGCAUGCCGGCCAAUGCCAAGUGUUUCAACUGUGGUCGCACGGGUCACUAUGCCCGCGACUGCAAGGCGUGCCCAUCAGCAACAACACCCGCCUCAACGCCCUGUGGUACCAGCCGACUGACAAUCGCGUCAAAAAUCGGAUGCCCGUCAUUGAGAUCGAACUUUUGGGCGUCAAGGCGAGGGCGCUUGUUGACACCGGUGCCGGCUGCGGGACAUGGGAGAGCGCAGAGCCUGACAAGCGCUUCAACGCCUUGGCCAGGCUUGGUGGUGGGACCGCAGUCUCGUUCGAGGCCUAUCUCAUCACAUUCAGUGAUCUUGCCGAUUGGUUCGACGUGAUUUGA